Molecule: messenger RNA, 1300 nt
Organism: Ochotona princeps (American pika)
Lineage: Eukaryota; Metazoa; Chordata; Mammalia; Lagomorpha; Ochotonidae
Product: arylacetamide deacetylase-like
Exons: 5
Coding region: 99-1298 (399 amino acids)
Cellular component (GO): membrane
Molecular function (GO): carboxylic ester hydrolase activity
Source: RefSeq, a predicted model, not a curated record
AACUCUUCAUGCCAUGGCUUAACGCCCAGCACACGAAAGCUUGAAGCUGUCUGUCUUUCCUGAGUCACCACAGAAGCACAAAGCAGAAGAGCUCCAUCAUGGGAAUGAAGACAGUUUUGCUUGUGACUGUGGGGGUCCUGGCAGCAUAUUAUGUUUAUACUCCUUUCCCGGACAAUAUUGAGGAGCCUUGGAAACUGAUGGCUAUGACUGCACAAAUCAAAGUAAUAGGAAGCUGGGCUCAAUUUGUUGAAUUCUUGGGAAUUGCUCAUUCCAUUGACAUUGCAAACUUCUUAACAAGUCUUCAGUUAGUCCCACCCACAUCUGAUGAAAAUGUCACCGUGACAGACACAACUUUCAACAACAUUCCUGUCCGCGUGUAUGUGCCCACACGGAAGACAAAGACAUUGAGAAGGGGCUUAUUUUAUAUUCAUGGAGGCGGUUGGUGUGUGGGAAAUGCUGCUUGGCAGAACUAUGAUAUUGUGUCAAGACGUACAGCUGAUCACCUUGACACAGUUGUCAUCUCCACCAACUACAGACUUGCACCUAAAUAUCAUUUCCCAAUUCAGUUUGAGGAUGUUUAUGAUGCAUUAAAGUGGUUCUUACGACAAGAUGUUCUUGACAAAUACGGAGUAGAUCCUCAAAGAGUCGGUGUGUCUGGAGACAGCGCCGGUGGGAACUUAGCUGCAGCAGUGGCUCAGCAGCUCAGCAAAGACCCAGAGGUCAAGCUCAAACUCAAGAUCCAGACUUUAAUAUAUCCUGCCCUCCAGACUCUUGAUAUGAACACACCAUCAUACAAGGAAAACUCUGACUUUCCAGUUCUUCCCAAAUCACUCAUGGUCAGGUUCUGGAGUGAGUACUUUACCACAGACAGAUCACUGGAAACGGCCAUGUUCCACAAUCAGCAUGUCCCAGCUGAUGCGAGUCACCUGUUCAGCUUCGUUAACUGGACUUCCUUGCUCCCUGAGAAAUUUAAGAAAGGACACAUUUACAAGACACCAAUCCAUGAUAGUUCUGAUAUGGCAAAAAAAUACCCAGGGAUCCUAGAUGUGAGGGCAGCGCCCCUGCUGGCUGAUGACACCCAGUUGCGUGGCUUGCCCAGGACCUAUGUCAUGACCUGUCAGUACGAUGUCCUGAGAGAUGAUGGGAUCAUGUAUGUCACCCGACUCCGGAAAGCUGGUGUUCAGGUCACUCAUAACCAUGUAGAUGAUGGAGUGCAUGGGGCUUUUACCUUUAAUGGGCUCAAAAUUGGAAAUAGAUUACAAAACCAGUAUUUUAGUUGGCUAAGGGAAAACCUGUAGCA